GGGGCGGGAAGGGGCGGCCCCGCACCGCCCUAUAACUCCCCUUUGGCCGGUGGCGCGGGAGGUAGCGGUUCCUCAGGAGCGGGAUGGAGGCGGCAGCGGUGGGGCAGCCCCUUGCGCUGAAGCGCUCCCUGUCCACAGUCCUGGCCGGCUGCCCCCCGGCCUCCGCCGGCGGCGCGAAGGCCGAGGCGCGGGUGCUGGUCAUCAACACGGGCGGCACCAUCGGCAUGGUGCAGGAUGUGAAGGGACUUGCUCCUGAGGCCAAUAAAUUAGUAAACAGCUUGAAAACAAUGCCAAUGCUGCAUGACGAAGCAUAUGCCAAAGAAACAAAACUGAGCCACAUCCGUGAAUUUCCAGAUGACACUCUGGUGCUCCCUGUCUCUAAGCAAAACAAAAGAAUUUUUUACACAAUCUUGGAGCUCUCACCACUGCUGGAUUCUUCCAACAUGACACCAGAGGACUGGGCGAGAAUUGCAAAGAAACUUGAGGAGCACUAUGAAAAGUACGAUGGCUUUGUGAUCCUUCACGGCACUGACACCAUGGCCUACACAGCUUCAGCCUUGUCCUUCAUGUGUGAGAACCUGGGUAAAACCAUUGUUCUGACAGGAUCUCAGGUGCCCAUAUAUGAGCUGCAGAAUGACGGCCGAGCCAACCUUCUGGGGGCACUGCUCUUUGCUGGGCAGUUUGUGAUUCCUGAGGUGUGCCUGUAUUUUUAUAAUAAACUGUACAGGGGAAAUAGGGUGACUAAGGUGGAUGCUGGGAGUUUCAAUGCCUUUUCCUCACCUAACCUGCCUCCACUUGCAAAUGCUGAGGUUGAUAUUACAAUAAACUGGGAAACAGUGUGGAGACCCAAUACCAAAAAGAAAUUUCGAGUUCACACCAAUAUGAACAGGAAUGUUGGGCUUCUGCGAAUCUUCCCAGGAAUCACUGCUGCUGCUGUGAAAGCAUUUCUUCAGCCUCCAAUUGAGGGGAUCGUACUUGAAACUUAUGGAAGUGGCAAUGCCCCAAACAACAGAGAAGACUUGCUGGAAGAACUGAAGAAAGCAGCUGAACGAAAAGUGGUGAUUCUGAACUGUACGCAGUGCUUACGGGGGUCCGUUAAAACGGUCUACGCAACAGGGCAGACUCUCGCUGAUGUUGGAAUAAUUCCUGGAGGUGAUAUGACACCAGAGGCAGCCCUGACUAAACUGUCAUAUGCACUCAGCAAGAGUAAGCUUAGCUGGGAGGAGAAAAGGCAGAUGCUGAGUGAGAAUCUAAGAGGAGAAAUGACUGUUGUACCCACAGGAGCCAAGAUCUCUCUGAGAGAUAGCAAGUUUAUUCAAGUGAUUGCCAAAUCUCUGAGUAUCAGCAGCAAGGAGGAGUUAGAAGCCGUGAGAGAUGCAUUAAUUCCACCUUUGGCUUGUGCUGCAGCUAAGCUGGGUGACAUAGACGCACUAAGAGCCAUAGCAGAAAUGGGUGGAAACUUGAGCUGUGGAGACUACGAUGGCCGAACGCCACUUCAUAUUGCAGCCUCUGAAGGGCAUUUACCACUAGUUGAGUAUUUGUUGACAUCUGGCGCAACUAUUUAUGCUAGAGACAGAUAUGGAUCUACCCCACUGAUUAAUGCGAUCAAGUUCAGGCACCUAGAAGUGAUUAAUUUGUUACGAGAAACGGGAGCGCACCUUUCAAGCCAUGACUUGGAGAACAUUGGAACAACACUCUGCAGCCUUUCAGCUGAAGGCGAUGUGGAUGGGCUGUAUGCCUGGCACCUCGCUGGUGCAGACCUGGAGCAAACUGGUUAUGAUGGCAGGAAUCCCCUACAAGUAGCAGAGGCUACCGGGCAUAAGGAGGUUCUUGACUUCUUUAGACAAAAGCGGUGAAGAAGCCUUCCCACAGCUGUUCUUAUGGAGAAAAGCUGCAUGGACAACUUGCUGAGCCUGCUGGUAUUGAAAGAUUCCCAAGGUAUGUUGCAUAUCAGAGCCUGUAAAACAAGGUAACUGCGCAUGUAGUCUGAGGAAAUGCUGUAUACGCUCCAGUUCAAAACAAAACCAUAAAAAUGCAUGACAUUUAAAUGUGAAGAGUUGUGUACUUCUUCACUGUGCUCACAGAAGUUAUAACUAUACUGUCUCAUUAGUAAAUAAUUGUUGUUAUAUAGCAAUAAACAUACUUUAGAUUGAAUAAAGUUAAGAUGGAAUUAAGGAAAUGAGAUCUAACAUAAAAAAUCAGGUUUCAAAUUAAUCACCUUUUUGGUGUUUUAUCUGUGAAUACAUAAAGACAAUGUAUGUGAUAAAGUCAUAUUUGUGAAAAUUCUUACAAUGAGGAGAAAUACCAUGCACAAGCUCUUCUACGCUAUUCUACACUAUUCACUUGUCAAUAGUCUAAGAGUUGAUGCACUGAACUAGGAAAUCCCUGAUCAAUCCCUGCAAGUGACUUGGGAUUGGAAUUUUUGUGUUUUGUUAAUGAUUCUCAGAUGCAAUAAUUUACCCUUAGCAGCAUCCAUUCUUUAUUUCUGUACCAGAAUGACUGAGUGCAACAUACACAGAAGCAUCAAUAUUUUCCUUAUACCUUUCAAUAAGGGUAGAUUUGAUCUACAGGAAAAUUUCUGAACAAUAAGGUUCUUACAUUUCUAAAAUAAAACACCCAUCUAAAGUACAAAACAUACUUUUUUUUUUUUCUUUUGAACAAAGAAUGGUAUUCUAGUGUGAAUUACUGAAAUAAUAGGUACUAAUAGUAAAACUGAAGGAGAUGAAAGAAAACACAGAACCAUUUUAUUUCUGCGUAUGAACCAGGUAAAGACACAAAUGACAACAUUUAGAAAUGUGAUCUAGUAAGAAAACUUCUAGUUCAAAGUUCAUAAAGUUAAAAUGAAAUUGUUCGGGUCACAUUUACAGUGAGAAUAAAGCAGUAUUAGCUUCUUUCUGACAAACCUUUACAGAAAUGUAUAUCCUAUUAAUAUGUUAUCUUGCAUAAGAUAGUAUUCCUGCAACUUUAUAGAAAAUCUGCCAUUUGUCUUAUACAAGUAUCUAACAAAGACUUUAAUGGCAAAUGUAUGAAUGUAAACUUAACAUUUAUCUGGAAAAGAACCGGAUCUCUUUGAUAUACAUCGAAAUUUCAUUCCAGAACCGUAACAGUCUGUGUGCAUUAAGAGGAACUGUAUAGGGUACUGUGAUUUAAAAAAUGGCAAAAAUCACCCAGUCAAGGCGAGAAACUUCAGCUCUUGUUUCGUUGUCGGGGACAAACAUCAAUAACGCUUUUGAGAUCCCGUGUUUGUCUCGUUGGUCCAUUACACCCUUUGCUCUGUGCAGUGGAUUUAAUGAUAAUAAUUACGCUCUCUGUGAUAACUCUCAGUCUUAUAAUGAACCUGUUUGUGUGUAGUAACCUGUAAGCUUUACAUUGUUAUUGAUCAAAAGCAAAAUCUUGUUAUUAGUAAGGAAUGAAAAUUCUACCUAUUUGUUUUAGUUACUAUAAGCAGGUGAGUGUCUUUCAUUAGUUAAAGUAUGCUAGACAUUCCAGGGGCAGCUUAACUUUUAAAACAUCCUAGUUUUUCUCCUUCGGAUCAUCCCUGGAAAGAUCAAACACACUGUUCUUGUUGUCCAGCCAUGUUCUGCUUGGUAAAGGUUUGCAGAUGAAGCAGCUGACCAGGGUCAUGACUAAUGCAAACAUGCUCAUUCUAUUGCCAGGACAAGCUGUGGAUCCAUUUCAUGACUUCUGUAACAGCUUUUAAUUGCUGUCACCAGUUAUGUCCAUGUGCCCUUUCAUAUCUACAUGCAGUUCUAGUUUGUUUGGUCAAAUACAUACUGCAAGGACCAUCUGCGGAUCUGUGCUUGAUACUUGAUACACAGUACACCUUGGAAUAGCCUGGUAGAAGCUGGACAAAGUAAGUUUUGCGUUCUUUUGGUGCACAGAAGCUUGUGAUAUUUUUUAGUAUCAGUUCUUAAUGCUUAUUGAAAAAUAAAGAUGACGUUUCAGUUUCUGUUAGGAAACAGCAGUGGCUCCCAUUCUUUUCCAGCCUCAGUGUAAUAACACGAGUGUUCGGGCUGUGGCUUCCCUUGCCUGAUAACAGCAUCAGCAGGUGAAACACUGUACCAGGAACAAGCUCCUGAGACAGCCUGAUAGCACCUGUGUGUGAGAGGGGCUGCUGCUGGUCUGUGACCACCUCGUUAAACAGCACAAGUGUGUGCGUGACUUCUGCAGUGACUAUACAACAGCAAAAAGGCAUAGUCAGUAAUCUGAGACUCGUAGCUGCUGCACAAAUGUUUCGUUUCCAGCGCUGGAUCUUUGAAGUCGCAGUGGUGCUCUGGGAGCGAAUGCUGGUGCUGGAACCUCUGCUGCCUCUCCACGGAGGAGACGCUGUGACUGCCUCCUGUAAAAGUCAAACAUUACAUCAAUUCUACAGCUUUCUUCACUUGAAAGACAACACCCAGCUUCCACUGUUUCUUUUUCCUAACGAUCCAGCUAGUAUUGCCAAGGGAUAGGGACGAGUUGGCCUAUGUCAGCACUUCUCUAACACUGCAGAAAGCAGAGAUUUGCACAACUAACUUGUCCAAGUUCCUGUCUGAUUUGAGUUACAACUUUCCUCUCCUGAAUGCAACCACUUUCUUUUUGCUAAUGUCUGAAAAUAUUAAGUUUCUCUUUGGAGACUCUCUUAUAAAACCUUUGGGAUGGAAGGGCAUUCUUAAUUGUUUGAAAAAUCAGCAUGCGCUUGCUUCUUGGUAAACUGUUAACAUCUGUCAAGGCUGGCUGACCCACUGACAGAUUGACUGUGUCUGAUCAGUACUUGCUGAAUUAAAUCAGCUGUUCAGCAAGGCUUCAGUAUCUGCUUGUUCUUCUUAAAUUGUUAAAUAACUCAAAUUCUGCACAUCUUAAAUUAGAAUUGCUGUACUAUAGCAUGUUUUGUACACGGAUUUUGGUACUCUAGCAAAGAGUGAUAAUGAAAUCUCUCAUCUGGAACUAAACCCCUUUACCCUCCUUGAAUCAGAGGUUAUUUGCAGUCUUCUGAAUAGUGUGAUCUACUGGGAUUUUUCCAAAAAUAUUGUGAUCUAGUUGGGAGAUUCCUCCAUCUUUAAGGUGGGUCCAAGUAGCGAAAUGACUGAGGGAAAUGUAUCCCUUGCAAAGCGCACCCAGUUCCACUUACAUACAAAACAUUAUAGGAUCCAUAGCAUGAGCAAAUUCAGCCAUAGGUGUAAUCCCCGUCUCCAGGUACCUAUGCGCAUCCCUGCAUAGGACCUACCACAGCAGUGUAAGAAAUGAAAUGCUUUUAGUUUCCAGCAUCACAAUUUGAGAUAAACCUGAAGUAAACUGUGUGAUGGGUGAAAACAAGAAAUCGUAAAGAACUGAUCAAAUGUGCCCAGCAUAUGCUAUCACAAGCAUUGCUGGUACAUCUGUGUCUCUUCCAAGUGGACUCUAUCAGCAGUAUAAUCAUCUUCUAGACUAGUAAGACUAGUCUUUCCAUGAUUCUUUAACAAUGUUCUAUGACAGUGUGGUGAUUGAUUGCAUGGCUGUAACAAAACUUCCAUUUUAGUGACUCUUUUAGAAAAGCUACUAAUGUAGAAAACUUAUAAGAUAUGUAAAAUACUCUACAGAACCAUACAAAUGAAUCUGUGGGACUCAAAUGUUGCCACCUUAGAUAGUCUGUGAGUCAGAAUAAAAUCUGGUACUACCAGAUUUAUUAUUUGUGCAAAGCGUCUACCUGAAAAUUACUGUAGGAACUUCAUUAGACAUACAUUUGUUUACCUGUGAUCAGGUGAAUGGGAAGAGGCAGAAGCCUGCAUCUCAGGAGUGUAGCUGGGACAGGUAUCCUGCAUCUCAGCAACAAAAUGGAACGUCUAGCGUAAACCGCACAAAAUAGCACUACUUAGUGUGGCUCUAUUUGGAAGGGUUGAUACAAAUCUCAUGGUCAAAGGAUUUGGUCCUUGAUGUCCAAAUCUGUGUUGAUGUCUGACCAAAAUUGCUGCUGACAUCGCAGGAGGAUGUAAGAGACGGAGCACAGACUCCUGGCAGGCUCUGUUGGCAGGGGAGAGGCAGAAGAAGAAGAGGCAGGAGAGGCAUUGCCCCUUUCCCCCUCACCCAGCUCUGCCCGGUCUCACCUGUUCGGGCAUGCUCAGCUGUUGCUUAUCUUGCGCACUCCCACUGGCGUCUUGAGCUCCAAGCCGACACCUCCCUCCCACCCCAGGAUGCUGCACAUCAGAGGGAGAUGUCAGCCAAAUCCAUGGGCAGGUGCCAACCAACAACAUCCUGCAGCUUUGCUCCGCAGCCUCCUCCGCGCACGGGCGCUGCCAGGCUUCGCCAGCGCGGGGCCUGGUGCGUGGCACGUCGCACGACCAGCCAGAAAAAGGCUGAGAGAUUGUUCUCUGUCUUGCAGCAGCAAUAAAUAUCACAACAAUAAAUAACCACUGAAUUCCUUCAAAUCUUCUGGGCUUCAAAAUACGUUCAAAAUGGGACCAGAAUGGCCAGGGGAGAUGUUACCUGGCCAGAACUGCCUGCUUAGGAGCGUAUGCAGCACUUCUGAGCACAGAUGAGCUCCAUUAAUUACAUGUUUAUGUGCACAGUAAACCUGUUUCUUCUGUAGUGCUGCUGUUGUAGAUCCUAUUAGGCUCUUGUGCUUGGUGUUCAAGAGUCACAGAUGCUGAUUUUUAGAGCUUACAAGUGAAAUCAGAUGAGACUCCAUGCAGUGAAAGGGGCAAGAGAAUGACAAUAGUGUUCGUUUACAUCAGCUGAUUAUUUCUACACCUUGAUUUCCAAUUAUUUAACAUUAAAUGAUGAAUUAUUAGCAUAGAAGAGGAAUGACAGUCCUGGCAAUUCAGUAGCAAUGGUUACAUAUAGCAAAGAAGAAUUUCAAGUUAAAGAAAUAUGAAUCGUAAUGGCAAUCUUUUGCUGAGAGAUAAGGAAGUUAUCACAAUCAGAACAGAGUUGUAAAUUAAUCCUGUCAUAUGCAAGAAGCUGCUGUGCUGGGGAGAUUCUGUGAUGGUGAUGCCUGUGCAUGAAUCAUUACCCUCACAUCAUUCAGGCUGUGUGACUUCCUUCCUGGAUAUGUUUUGCUGUGGAUCUUUGUGACCAGGGCCCAGUAAAAGUAGGAUUUCAAUAUAUCAGGUUUUUUUUCUGUGGCACAUCUGAAUUUCUGAUUCCCAGAGAACACUGAGUGUGGGGUGACUGAUUCCCAGCACCCCUGAGGCAGGACAUCCAGCAGAGAUCUCUGCUGAAGCCUGCAGAGCUCCAGGGCUUCAGGACAAAGAUGAUGGUCUGUUAUCUCUGCUGACUGACAAACGUGUGAUGUGAAAUAAGUCAGUUUAUUUCCUUGGACCACUCUAACCGAGCUCUCUGCCCACAGCUAUGUCACCAUUCACCACUGUUGUUUGGAAAGUUCUACAUUCAAGGACAUAAAACCAGAAAUAUGAGAUGUUGCUAAAAAUUGCCGUGCUACUUCACUGCAAAGUCACACUCUGUAUCUUCAGUGGCUUGAACCAGCACAUACUUAGGAAAUCUCAAUAACUGGUCAAAUAAUUUGUAAUUACUUCCUUUCUGGUGGCUUUAUUGGAUGGAACACAUAAUUCUGCCAACUCCGAAAAAACAGCUGGUCGGUGAACAUGAAAAAUAAAGUCGGUACAAGGUUUGUGAUGGCCAUCACAAUUAAACAUUUUAAUCAAUUAUAAAGUUAUUAAAGUGCACAUAAUGCACAGCUGCGAAUCUUAAAUAUGAAAUUGUUGUCUGAAAUUUUCAGAAAAAGCUAGUGAUUUCAAGUGUCAGCUUCCAGGCUCUAACAUGAACCUUAAGGGUGGAAUAAAAGGUGGCUGGUAUUUUAUGAAAGUCAGCUCCUCGUACAGAGUCAGGCACCUGGGAAGUGAGGCAUUCAGAAUUACUGGUCAUGUCAAAAUCUUGUUCACUGGCUAUUUAAUUUGUAUUUUUAUUUCAAAUUAAAAAAUCAAAAGCAAAAUACAAUACAAACACACACCAAAAAAAAAAAAAAAAAAAAAAGAAAAGAAAAAAAAACAUAACAAAAAGGAGAAAGAAGAAUUGAUUGUGAGGAGAUUUUAAAAAGUAACCAUGAGACCGAACUUUCCUGCAAUUUUGUACGAAUGCUACAGAGAUUGUUUAUCCAGAGCUGAUUGCAAAACAGGACUCAGUGGAUUCCGUUUCUCAUACGCACAUCUCUAGCUGUCAUCUCAAAGGCACUGCUGUGGCUCCUGAGCUUCCAGUGGAAAGUCAUGGCAAAGUGUCACCUACACCAGCACUGCAGAAGUUUCUCCUCAUUGUUUGCAACAUGCUUUUCCUAAUGUUUUUAGGGCUCCUAGUGCUGGAGUUGAAACUUCUCCUUAAUAUCGAGCUCUCACACAGAAUCACAGAAUGUCAGGGAUUGGAAGGGACCUCAAAAGAUCAUCCAGUCCAAUCCCCCUGCCGGAGCAGGAUCACUUAGAUGAGGUUACACAGGAAUGUGUCCAGAGAAGGAGGCUCCACAAGCCCCCUGGUCAGCCUCUUCCAGUGCUCUGUUACCCUCACUGAGAAGAAGUUUCUUCUCAAAUUUAAGUGGAACAUCUUGUGUUCCAGUUUGAACCCAUUGCCCCUUGUCCUACCACUGGUCAUCACCGAGAAGAGCCUGGCUCCAUCCUCCUGACACUCACCCUUUACAUAUUUUAAAUGUUAAUGAGGUCACUCCUCAGUCUCCUCUUCUCCAAGCUAAAGAGCCCCAGCUCUCUCAGCCUUUCAAUGCAGCCUCUCGAAGCAGAGGCUGAUGGAUCUCCCAGGAUACAUCCGCUUGACAGCUCAUGCGCCACCUCUGCAGCACAAGGAUGGUUUUUCACCCUUUUUCCUUUUUUUUGUUUCUUUUUUCCAGCUGCUGCUGUAUAGGUAACUGUACCCACUGAUCCAGCAUCAAGUGUGCAAAGCCCAGAGGUCCCCUUAUUCUACGCUUUUUAUUAAAAGAACUGAUAUAUUCAACAAUUAAAUCGGGUAUUUGAAGAACUGAAAAUUUUCACUGUUAUUUACUGCUAGCUAUUGUGCUACCGUGUACAGACAAAGCUUGACUUGAAAAAAUUCUCCCAAAGACGGAAAAAGUAUAUUAAUUUAUAUAAUGUAAUUUACACAGCUAACUGCUGGAAGGAACAAGAUGCUAAAUCAGAGCAAGGAAAUUGAUGAAGUGUGGUAUUAUGGGCUAAAUUAGUAUGGAACCUCUGUAGUGCUCAGGGAUGAUGAACUGUCUAGAUAGAGCAUAUGAGAUAAAAACUCCUCUCCUGUUGUUGAGAUAAAAACUCCUCUCCUGUAUAUUUUGGAUUUAAUCAAAAUUUUGUGCGUACUAUGGUGCCAUUUUCCAAUAAACUGUGAAUUCUUCAUAUAAA
This is a messenger RNA of Columba livia (rock pigeon), 9305 nucleotides long. RefSeq names its product asparaginase (gene ASPG). The transcript is spliced from 16 exons. Gene Ontology annotation, molecular function: protein binding; asparaginase activity. Bases 84 to 1856 code for a protein of 590 amino acids. NCBI's taxonomy places the organism in Eukaryota, Metazoa, Chordata, Aves, Columbiformes, Columbidae. The record is from RefSeq and is a predicted model, not a curated record. Gene Ontology annotation, biological process: amino acid metabolic process.